This is a messenger RNA of Malaya genurostris, 1245 nucleotides long. Its product is annotated as farnesol dehydrogenase-like. The coding region runs from base 245 to 982 and encodes 245 amino acids. The record is from RefSeq and is a predicted model, not a curated record. The transcript is spliced from 3 exons. Gene Ontology annotation, molecular function: oxidoreductase activity. NCBI's taxonomy places the organism in Eukaryota, Metazoa, Arthropoda, Insecta, Diptera, Culicidae.
AUCCUAUGAAAUGUUUCCCGCGUUGAGAGAACAAACUUCCAUAUUUGGACACUAUCAAUAUUUCAAUUCCAUUAAAUCUUCCGCUAAAAAAAAGAAUCCAUAUCUUGCGUGACUCAUUAUCAAUCAUUCCGAAUUUCAACAUAUGCACGGAAAUCUGCACCGACUGCACUUAUACUUCACUAUAUAUUCCUUAAUGUCCCAAAGAGCUGGACAGUGCAAUCGCAACCAUUGAGCUGAGAGCAAGAUGGAUCGUUGGGUAGGUAAAGUGGCUGUCGUAACGGGAGCAAGUGCAGGCAUCGGUGCCGUUAUAGCGGAAGAACUUGCCAAAGCGGGCAUGAUCACGGUGGGGUUGGCUAGGCGAGUCGAACGCGUAGAAGCACUGAAAGGACGUCUUCCUACGAAAGUGGCAUCACGAUUGCAUGCCAUGAAAUGUGACGUAUCCAACAAGGAGGAUAUCGAAACAGCGUUCCAGAAGAUUCGUGAACAAUUUAGUGGCAUCGAUGUGCUAAUCAACAAUGCUGGAGUCGUAAGACAGACCGCUCUGCUAGCGGAUGACGACGGACAGGGUUUGAAGGAUAUUUUGGAUACCAACGUCCUAGGAUUGACGCUGUGCACCCGGGAAGCAUUCAAAUCGAUGAAGCAGCGUUCGGUGGCUGGUCAUAUUGUGCACAUUAAUAGCAUCGCUGGACACAAAGUCUUACAGUUUCCGCACAUGAACAUGUAUGCUGCUAGCAAGUUUGCCGUAACUGCAAUCACGGAAACCAUGCGAAACGAGCUGAGGGAGAUGCAUUCUGAAGUAAAAGUUACAAGCAUCAGUCCCGGGGUUGUAAAAACUGAGAUUGUAGCCGGUCUGGAUGACCACAAGGAUUUCCCUAAACUGGAAAGCGAAGACAUCGCCAACGCAGUUCUCUACGUGCUAGGAACGCCGGAACAUGUGCAGGUUCACGAGCUGAUUAUCAAACCCGUUGGUGAACAGUUUUAAAAGAACUUGAUAGAAGAUUCAAAGUGGCGUGUUAAAAAUUCUUAUGGAUGGAACAUCAUCCUAAAACUCUGAUAGUUUCUAUUUUCUAUUAUUCUGGUUUUAAUCAAAAAUAAUAUGUCAAAGCAAGGAACGUGAAUUUUGAAUUAUAAGAAUGUGCUAUAUAAGAAGUACUUUAUUUAAAUUUAGGUUGAGUAGUUUGUGAAUAUCACUGAAGACAUUUUUAAUGGAAGGAAAACGUACCAAUAAAAAUACUUGAAAAUCCA